Clonostachys rhizophaga is the source of this 183-nucleotide messenger RNA. NCBI's taxonomy places the organism in Eukaryota, Fungi, Ascomycota, Sordariomycetes, Hypocreales, Bionectriaceae. The record is from the annotation of a GenBank genome assembly.
UACGACGCUCUAAUGAACCUCGUCCUGGACGAUGGGAAGGAAACAGUCAGAGAUGAUCAAGGAAACGAGUCGACGAGAUCCCUCGGCCUUGUUGUUGCCAGAGGAACCCUUCUGGUUCUCGUCAGCCCCGUCGACGGCAGCGAAGAGAUUGCCAACCCUUUUGCCCAAGCUGAGGAGGACUGA